Molecule: messenger RNA, 324 nt
Organism: Vicia faba (fava bean)
Lineage: Eukaryota; Viridiplantae; Streptophyta; Magnoliopsida; Fabales; Fabaceae
Source: the annotation of a GenBank genome assembly
AUGGCUUCUUAUAUCAAUCAAUAUCGACUUUGGGGAAUUUUAGGCGUUGUAUUUAUUUUGCUCUCAGGAUUUAUAACUAGCUUAGAUGCCAUGAUUCCACAACCAAUAUAUAAGUGCGUCGGCAACGGGACUUGCACAAACAAUAUAGAUUGCACAAACACAUGCUCUUUUUUCGGAUAUAAGAAAGGUGAGCUUCCUCUACCAGAACUACCAAUGUUGAAAAGAUCUAUCGACAUACCAAAGAGGCCUAAAAGUAAAAAUAUAAAAUCAGAAGAUAGGCCUAGAAGUGGAACCCGCAAGGUUAAAAGAAGAUAUAUGAAAUGA